AUGACCUCCGGCGCCUCCAUCGACGCCCCCAUCCGGCCCGCCCUUCUCAAAAACUCGGGCCUGCCAAAGUCCGACUCGUCCGUCUCCACCACGGCUUUAUCUUGCAAAUCCAUCCGCGUCACCGGCGCCCAUCCACUCGGCUCCCUGCACGUUCACCAACCCGCCGACUCGUCUCUGUCGCAAGAAGUCGCCAUGAGCCCAAACACAGCCCCCGACGACGACGAACCCCCGCUUCUGGGACCCAUCGACUCUCAAGAUGAUAUCGCGACCCGGCAGCCGUUGCCCCAGCAUGGCCACUCCCUAAACGGCGGAGACAUCGUACUGAUCAUGGACCUGCCUGCUCAUUUCACUGUGGGCUACGAUUCCGUCUCCUUCACCGCCCGCGAGUUUGUCGGCGUCAGAGACAUCCCUCCCGGUCCGCACUUCUUCUGGGUGUCGGAGACGGAGGCCAGCACAACGCGGUGCGGCUUCUGGGUCAUCAGCUCGGCCACAGAAAAAAUCCACGUCAUGCAAUGGGACAAAUUCAACGAGGUUGUCGGCGAGCCAGCUAGCCAAGUCGAGGCCCGCUUCCAAAAGGAUAAGAUCCAAGACAUCUAUCCCAAGCUGGCGCCUUAUCAGUUCCGCGCCCUCAACGCCACCAUCAAGUCGGUGGCCUCCGGUUCCUCGAGCCCCGAGCCCGAGUUCGCAAGGAACACCAACAUCUGGCAGCAGCUCACGAACGCCAUCUCGGCCCCACUUCUGAGCAGAAUUACCGCCCGCAAGGCCGGCAACUGGGCUGUGCACACGUCGGACCGUGUGAGGGGUGCCCUAAUGCUUCCCGCCGAGGUCGAGCUCGAGAAAAGGAUACCCAGUGUUGUCGCAAGCACGGAGUUGAAAUUUACCUUCAGCCAGGGCGCAAAAACGUACGAUGCGGAAAGUGUCGGCGCCGCACGCACCGAGCAGGCAGUCGAUGCGACGGCUUAUUUGAUGUCCACGGCUAUCAGUGACGACGACAUCGUUGGGGAGCUGCAGUUUGCUUUCAUCGUCGGCAUGCAUCUUGGUAAUGAAGCCUGCAUCCAGCAGUGGUGGCACAUGCUGGUUUCGGUCGUCCUGAAGGCCUACACCCUGCCCCUCCGGCGUCCCGAAUUGGCCCGCUUCCUCCUGCAGACAAUCACAGCCCAGCUUGUGUACAACGAACGCUACCUUGAUGGUUCCGUACUCGACUACGGCCCGUCAUACUCUCGCGAUCUCCGCAUGGCCCUCAUCGUCUACAAGCGACGCCUCAACGAAGUGCUCCUGACACUUAACUCACUGGCCACUCCCGAGCAGGCUGCUGUUGGCCAGGCCUUUUCCGAGCUCGAGACGUGGGUCUGGAAGUUUGGAUGGGACAUCAGAAGCGACUAUCUUCGAAAGGGCAAGACGAUGCUUGAGGACGGCGAGGAGGUUGAGCUCGAGAUGGACGACCUCGAAGCUGAAGAUGAGCGUGGCGAGUUUGCCGCCACGGUGGUCGAGCUGGAUGAGAGCGGAAAGCAGAAGGAUCUUGUCUCGUGGGAUUAG
This is a messenger RNA of Colletotrichum higginsianum IMI 349063, 1536 nucleotides long. Its product is annotated as AAR2 protein. The record is from RefSeq and is a predicted model, not a curated record. Gene Ontology annotation, biological process: spliceosomal tri-snRNP complex assembly. NCBI's taxonomy places the organism in Eukaryota, Fungi, Ascomycota, Sordariomycetes, Glomerellales, Glomerellaceae. The transcript has a single exon. Bases 1 to 1536 code for a protein of 511 amino acids.